Messenger RNA from Lutra lutra (Eurasian river otter), 4733 nucleotides. RefSeq names its product SUFU negative regulator of hedgehog signaling (gene SUFU). Gene Ontology annotation, cellular component: nucleus; cytoplasm. NCBI's taxonomy places the organism in Eukaryota, Metazoa, Chordata, Mammalia, Carnivora, Mustelidae. The record is from RefSeq and is a predicted model, not a curated record. The transcript is spliced from 12 exons. Bases 208 to 1665 code for a protein of 485 amino acids. Gene Ontology annotation, molecular function: transcription factor binding.
GCCCCGCGGCCCCCGAGGCAGCCUCUGGCUGUCUCUGCGGCGGCGACGGCCUGGGCAGAUAGUGCGCCGUGCGCAGGCGCGGAGCUUAGACCUCGCUGCAGCCCCCGUCGCCUCGGGGAGUCGCACCCACGGAGUCCGCCUGCUGGCGCGUCAGUGCUCUCCCGCUCGUCCACCCUCCCCGGUCCCCCCAGCGCCCUACGCGCCCGGAUGGCGGAGCUGCGGCCUAGCGGCGCCCCCGGCCCCGCCGCGCCCCCGGCCCCUGGCCCUAGUGCGCCCCCGGCCUUCGCCUCGCUCUUCCCCCCGGGACUGCACGCCAUCUACGGAGAGUGCCGUCGCCUUUACCCUGACCAGCCGAACCCGCUCCAGGUUACCGCUAUCGUCAAGUACUGGUUGGGCGGCCCAGACCCCCUGGACUAUGUUAGCAUGUACAGGAACGUGGGGAGCCCUUCUGCCAAUAUCCCUGAACACUGGCACUACAUCAGCUUCGGCCUGAGUGAUCUCUAUGGUGACAGCAGAGUCCACGAAUUUACAGGAACAGACGGGCCUAGUGGUUUUGGCUUUGAAUUGACAUUUCGUCUGAAGAGAGAAACAGGGGAGUCUGCCCCCCCAACAUGGCCAGCAGAGCUAAUGCAGGGCUUGGCCAGAUACGUGUUCCAGUCAGAGAACACCUUCUGCAGCGGGGACCACGUGUCUUGGCACAGCCCUUUGGAUAACAGCGAGUCGAGGAUUCAGCACAUGCUGCUGACCGAGGACCCACAGAUGCAACCUGUGCAGACACCCUUUGGGGUAGUUACGUUCCUCCAGAUUGUUGGUGUCUGCACCGAGGAGCUCCACGCAGCCCAGCAGUGGAACGGGCAGGGCAUCUUGGAGCUGCUGCGGACGGUGCCCGUCGCUGGCGGCCCCUGGCUGAUAACUGACAUGCGGAGGGGAGAGACCAUAUUUGAGAUCGAUCCACACCUGCAACAGGAGAGAGUUGACAAAGGCAUCGAGACAGAUGGCUCUAACCUGAGCGGUGUCAGCGCCAAGUGUGCCUGGGAUGACCUGAGCCGGCCCCCUGAGGACGACGAGGACAGCCGGAGCAUCUGUAUCGGCACGCAGCCACGGCGGCUCUCUGGCAAGGACACGGAGCAGAUCCGGGAGACCCUGAGGAGAGGACUUGAGAUCAACAGCAAACCUGUCCUUCCGCCAAUCAACCCUCAACGGCAGAAUGGCUUCACCCACGACAGGGCCCCGAGCCGCAAAGACAGCCUGGAAAGUGACAGCUCCACGGCCAUCGUUCCCCACGAGCUGAUCCGCACACGACAGCUUGAGAGUGUGCAUCUGAAAUUCAACCAGGAGUCAGGGGCUCUCAUUCCCCUCUGCCUAAGGGGCAGGCUCCUGCACGGACGGCACUUUACAUAUAAAAGUAUCACAGGUGACAUGGCCAUCACAUUCGUUUCCACGGGAGUGGAAGGCGCCUUUGCCACUGAGGAGCACCCUUACGCAGCCCAUGGACCCUGGUUACAAAUUCUGUUGACUGAAGAGUUUGUAGAGAAAAUGCUGGAGGACUUGGAAGAUUUGACUUCUCCAGAGGAAUUCAAACUUCCCAAAGAGUACAGCUGGCCUGAGAAGAAGCUGAAAGUCUCCAUUCUGCCCGACGUGGUGUUCGACAGCCCACUGCACUAGCCUGGGCUGGGCCCUGCAGGGGCCAAGGGCGAGCCCAGCAGCUCCCCGGUGACUUCGCUGUAAUAGCUGCGCAAACGCGGUUCCCACAGAUAAAAGGACAUGUGUGAGGAGGACUGCGCAGCCCCCCCCACCUCACCUGCAGCUCAGGGGCCUCACCCCCCCAGCCGGCCAAGCCUCCCUGGGCUGGGAGUGGGCAAACGCAAACCUUCCCCUCCUGCUGCUGCCACAGGUUGUUGUGGUUUGAUUUGACUCUGGACCUUGAAUGUGCCCUUCGGUGGAGACAGGCCUCGUUCUCACCUCUCCCCUGCCACGCAGGCCAGCAGGAGGAAGUGGAGUGGCCGCUGCGUGCAGGGCCCAGCUCUCCUGUGGGAAGCCUGUGCUAGGCCUGGUCCUCUGGCCCCAGAACAAUUCCUCUGAUCGUGUUUGGUUUUCUUCCUCCUUAUUUUAUUUUGUCGAAACCGGAUGGUAUUUUAUUAGUCUUCAGAGAUGUCCAGAAGCCGUGUAUAUAAUGUUUUUUAAACAGAACUUUAUUCCCAGAUGUACUUUCUCAUUUUCUCAGACGAGGGCCUGGGCUGGUCUCCCCCUGAGCCACCACCAGAGAAGGUGCCAGGGUUCCAUUCACCUGCCAGCCCAGGGCCCAAGAGAGCCAGCUUCACAGAAAGGUGGAUUUCUUCCCAGCCAGGCCUGGUGGAGCCUGGGGCAGGGGAGAGCCAAGCUGCGCCCUCAUGCCGCCUUCAGCCUGGUUUAGCCAACUGGGGCCAGGAGGAGGUACCACUGGUUCUCAGGCGGACUCAGCCCCUGGCAAAGUUCAAGGACCACCAGGGUCCCAGAGACUUGGCAGCCCAGCCUCAUCUUCCAGGCCUUGUCCACCCAACCAGGCCUGCCUGAGAGAGGGUGAGGACCAUCUCCACCUGCCACUCAGGGCCUAGGUCUCCAGCUCUUUGACCACUUCUGUUCCAUUUCCUCCUCCCCUGGGCCUCCCAGCCUCCAGCCUACAGAACUCUGGCAUAUUAAAAAUGGAAAAAUCAACCUCUCACCAUGUCCCUCACUUUAAUUUUGCAAGCACUGCACUCUGCCACCCUCAGCCUCCCAGCGUCCAUUCGUUUCUUGUCUUUCAUUCCCCAUUCUCCACGUCAUUCCCCAUACCUCUUUUUCUGCAUCCUGGUCUCUCCCAGUCUCUUGCCCCACUACUGCAGAUCUCGUGGUUUUCCUCCCAGAAAUAGACCUAUCUCUGGCCCAUGGGUUUGGGGUUCCUCUGGGGUUGUCUACCACUUCUGACCUGGAAUCAACAAGCCCCCUUUGUGCCCUCUCACCCUUGACUCUAGGGACUGCUGUUUCAAGAUCUCCUUUUAGGCCUUUCCAAAGCCAAGUCCUUUGGGCUGUCAGGGCCUUCCUGACUGCACACACGGGCACCACAGCAGUGCCACAGGUGGCCCAUGGGGUGAAGGACCACCUUGAUGAGAGGGUCAUGAGGGCAGAGACUGGGCACUCCAGGGAGCAAGAUUUGGACUUCCAAGGGGCCACGAGGCUCUGGCCGCUUCUCCACACAAACCCUCAGGGUUGCCCAGUUCACACCAUCAAACUCAGAGCUUCCAGGUGGAUCAUACUGGGAGAGCAAGGCUCUGGGCCUCACCAACCAAGAUCGAAGCUCCUCUGGACCUGGUGUCGGUAGCAGCUGUGCCUUUUGCUCCAAGGACUUUUCCAAAAGGACAUGUGGCCGCCACCCACCACAGCCUCUCCCUGCCCUGGCAGCGCUUGUCAGCUAGUGCGUCAUGGCCCGAGAGGGGCCGUCAACUUGUCUCCCUUCUGCACCACCCUGGCCCACCUCGCCACAGAUCCUUUCUUUCUGGGGACCUGCCUCUGCCUGCCUGGUUUGGCUGAUGGGGAGGAGGGUACCUUCUGAGCUAAGCUUAGUCAUCAUUAUGGGAAACCGGCGGAAGGCAGGUGAGCUCUGAGACUGUGAGCCCAUGAAGCCUGUGGCCCCUUCCUGCCCUGUGAUGUCAGGAACCUCCUAGGUCUGGCUGGGGCCAGGCCUCCCUCUCCUUUCCCUAUGGUGCAUUGGCUCUGGACGAGUCACAGAGUACCCACCAUCUCUGACCAUGCCUUCCAGAGGUUUCUCUGGGAGGGGGCUCUCCACCGAGCUUCUGGCUGGUGAGGGGGGACCCUCACUGAGGACCAAGUGAGGCCAACCCCAUAGUGUUCCUGGCACAGCACUUGGCACACAGUGGGUACUCACUAAAUGUACCACUUCCCUCCCUGCAGUGCUAUGGGAGCCCUGACAUAGUGAGCUGGGGAGGUACAUCUCCCUCCUAAAUCUGCCUCUUCCUCGUGGCUUCUCUUUGGCUUGCCCAGUCCUGUCCCCUCCCUCUAGGUCCCUGUGGCUCAGGCUCUGGGAGGAAGGGGCUCCCCCCGUGCAUACACAUGGCAGACUCUCGGACUCCUCAGGUCCAGUGUGGGCUGUAGGAAGACUGCAGACCCAGCUGUCAUUCUGAGGGGCAGAGCGGCUUGUGCAAGGUCUCAGGUCUGGCCAGGGAACUGGUGCCUCUUCCUGCCUUUCUCUUCCUCUUGCAAAGGCAAGGCUUCAGGCAGGGACUCAGAAGCCUUGGGGAAAGUCUAAAGGGCUAGAGCAUUUUUAAAAAUGUACACAGGGUCUUGGGACUGGGUUUUGAGAUUGAGAUGAGAGCAGGGAAAGAAACCCCAAAGGUUGGUGCCCCUAUGGGGCAGACCAGUAGAGAACUCCCUUGACUGUAUUUUUUUAUGCAGUGUCUUUCCUCUCUGGCUUCUGGGUCCCCCACACCAGGUGGGGUGCGUGGGUCCCUGUUACAAGUUGGGAGCCCUGUAGAGAGAGCUCUCCUUUUGUACAAGUAACUGAAUGCUGCAAUGAGCAGUCUUUUAUAAAAUUUUAUAUUAGUUUCUAACGUCAGCAGCAACUCGGUUCCUAGGGGUUGCAGCCAGCCUGGGACUUUUGUAAGAAUUUUUGGGUGACUCACUUAGAUGUCGUUUCCUUCUUGCUCCCUCUUCCUCUGUGUAAUCUAAGUGCAUUAAACAUAUUUGCAGAAGUGCCUGGA